GCCAACUGGGACUUGGUGGUGUAGAAACUAGAAAGAUAAACUACAAUAAAGAGAGAAGAAGAAACCCCAUUACUACUUCUCAAUAAAGAAGCACAUCUUCUUCUUCUUUUUUGGUUGGGUAGAUGGUACAGACCUAAAGAAAGAGAAAGAUAGUGAGUAGUAUUGUAGAGAGAGAGAGAGAGACUGGAACUACUACCCGCCUGAUAAUUGUUAGCUGCUCAUUAGUAGAGUCAUGUAGAAGCUUCAAAUGCCACCUGAAAAUUUACCACAUCUCUCAACAACUACUCUCUAAGACAUGGGAACUUUGGCACCUGAAUCUGAGGUCAUACGCUCAGAAAAAUACUUAGCAUUGGGGCUGAAGGUGUCUGGCAAGCAAAAAUCAGGAAAACCCAGAGUUCUAUCGCUUCUUUCAACACUUCUUGAGAGGUCUGUUCAAAAAACCGAAAGCUUAUUAGAAAGUACUCAAAGAAAAGAUGUGAUUACAUUAUUUCAUGGAUCAAGGACCCCGUCGCUCGGCAUCGAACAAUACUUGGAUCGCAUUUUUAAGUAUUCAUGUUGCAGCCCUUCAUGCUUUGUGGUUGCACACAUUUACAUGGAGCGAUUCAUUGAACACACUAGUGCUCAUUUAACUUCCCUCAAUGUUCACCGACUACUAAUCACAAGUGUGAUGGUGGCAGCAAAAUUCAUUGAUGAUGCAUUCUAUAACAAUGCAUACUAUGCAAGAGUAGGUGGUGUAACCACAAAAGAGUUGAAUAAGUUGGAGAUGAAAUUUUUGUUUGGACUGGAUUUCCGACUUCAUGUAAAUGUCAAGACAUUUGGAAGCUAUUGCUCGCUCCUGGAGAAAGAAGGCACUCUAGGUCUCCCAAUCGAGCGUUCAAUCCAGGCAUGUAGAAUCACCGAGAGCUGGUCAAACAAAGACGAUUCCACCUGUGCACAAAUUGCAAGAUGACGAUUUGCAAUGCUGAAGAUUUAUCACAAAGCUUAAAGAUUCUUUUGGACGUGCAAGAAACUAAAAGAUGGGUUUGUACUAUAUUGUUGUAGAAAAUAGUCGUAGUAGUUUGUUAUACUCUAUUGUUUUACCCAUUUUUCCCUUGUGCAGGUGUUCUUUAAGGUACUAGUGUACCACCUAGGAACCCUUGGCUUCCCCCCCCCCCCCCCCUCUGUAUUUGUUACCAGUAUCAUUCUUUUUCAGGUUCUGUAAAAUUUCCCACGGAUGUUGGUUCCUAUAAGGUUCGUGUAGAUUGAGGGACAUGCUUGUUUAUAGAACAAGUUUCUUAGUGCUUUUAGACGUCAUUUUGUACAACCAAGUAAAGUUAGACUGCUGUACCUAGGAGAGUUUUCAACAUGUGAUACCACAAGUGGGGUCUGAUAUGCAAGUAAUUGCCAAAACUAAUAAUCCAUUUUCUACA
Messenger RNA from Nicotiana attenuata, 1409 nucleotides. RefSeq names its product cyclin-P3-1. Gene Ontology annotation, molecular function: protein kinase binding. Gene Ontology annotation, biological process: regulation of cyclin-dependent protein serine/threonine kinase activity. Lineage: Eukaryota; Viridiplantae; Streptophyta; Magnoliopsida; Solanales; Solanaceae. The transcript has 3 exons. The record is from RefSeq and is a predicted model, not a curated record. The coding region runs from base 296 to 949 and encodes 217 amino acids.